Messenger RNA from Pollicipes pollicipes, 579 nucleotides. Its product is annotated as transcription elongation factor SPT5-like. Gene Ontology annotation, molecular function: Toll binding; growth factor activity. The record is from RefSeq and is a predicted model, not a curated record. Lineage: Eukaryota; Metazoa; Arthropoda; Thecostraca; Pollicipedomorpha; Pollicipedidae. The transcript is spliced from 4 exons. Gene Ontology annotation, cellular component: extracellular region. The coding region runs from base 1 to 579 and encodes 192 amino acids. Gene Ontology annotation, biological process: innate immune response; central nervous system formation.
AUGGCGCUCAAAUUCGCUCGUGAGUACGAGGUGGUGGUGCGCUUGUCAGCCAAGCUACGGCCACCAGCCGCCUAUGGUCACCAGCAGCCCGCCUACGGCCACCAGCAGCCGGCCUAUGGUCACCAGCAGCCUGCCUAUGGUCACCAGCAGCCCGCCUAUGGUCACCAGCAGCCCGCCUACGGCCACCAGCCCGCCUACGGCCACCAGCAGCCGGCCUACGGCCACCAGCAGCCAGCCUAUGGUCACUCGGCUCACGAGCCGGCCGACCCGGCCUGCUCCAAGAACACGACCAAGGAUUGGUGUCUGGAGGACUCGGAGUACCCGGCCUACCACAUCGCCCAGGCCAUCGGCUACCACCACUACACCUUCCUCAACCUGUACCAGGACGUGGUGGCCAACACCAGCAACUCGGUCGACAGGCUGGAGGCUCUGGAGGAAGAGACCUACCUGUGCGGAUCUGAGACCGCCUACGUCCAGCCGCUGAGGGCCAAGAACACCGACGGAAAGUGGAGGGUCAUCGUCAACAACGUGCAGGUGCGGAACACAUACGCAGCCGUUUUGGGAUACCCGACCUUGUGA